GAACUGAGAAAGCAGAAAAACAAUAGUUUUAAACAAUACUUUUUACGUUAAUUCAAUGAAGAUUAACAUUUGUUACGCAAUUGCCUAUUUAGGGUUGUUUAUUACGGAGAUUAUUAUAAGAUAUUCUUCCGGAACUAAAUAAAUAGUAUAAACAAACCGGAAUAAAAAACCAUAUUUAAUUCAAAUUUAUUCAUACUGUUAAUACUACAGUACUAUGAAUGAAUCUGAAUUAAAUGCAAAGUUAAAUCCGGAAUUACAACAGUUAUUUGAUAGGUAUGGAAGAUGUGAAGAAUGUAAUCAAAUAAUGACAGAUUUCAAUUGGUGUUACACAUGUAACGUAGAACGUUUUCGAAAAAAUUUUAAUAAUUGGACUAGUGGUAACAGAGAUAUUGAUAAAUUUAUUCAAGAAACUCAACUAUCUGCAAAGCAACAUUUUAAUAUAUUAGAGUGGAUAUCCUAUGAAAGUUUUCGCGAUAUUAAAUAUAUUGCAAAAGGAGGGUUUGGCAAAGUAUACAGAGCAAAGUGGAAGGAUGGAUAUAUAUUUAUGUGGGACAAUAAAAUUCAAAAUUGGGGUAGACUUCAGCCUAAUAUGUUUGUAGCAUUAAAAAGUUUAAAUAACUCAAAAAAUGUUACAUCGGCAUUUAUUAGCGAGAUUACAUUUCAUCAUAACAAAAUAAAUACGUUUAUUACAUCUUAUAUUGUUAGGUUUUAUGGAAUAACUCAAGAACCAGAAACAGAAAAUUAUAUGAUGGUUUUGGAAUAUGCAGAGCGUGGGAGUUUACGCAAUUAUUUAGAUCAGAAUUAU
Messenger RNA from Rhizophagus irregularis DAOM 181602=DAOM 197198, 805 nucleotides. RefSeq lists its product as uncharacterized. The record is from RefSeq and is a predicted model, not a curated record. Gene Ontology annotation, molecular function: protein serine/threonine kinase activity; ATP binding. Gene Ontology annotation, biological process: protein phosphorylation. NCBI's taxonomy places the organism in Eukaryota, Fungi, Glomeromycota, Glomeromycetes, Glomerales, Glomeraceae.